AGCCAAGACGAGGAAGUCGUAGUUUAACCAGAAGUAAACGAGUGUAAUCACAGAUAUACUGCUUUGCUUAUACCAAAGUGUGUACAGAGGACACUGUGCUGAAUCCCUCACAUUCUCUCAAGUGGAGCGUCAGAAGAGAAAGCAGGAAACAUGGGUUACGGAAACAUCAUGGGUGUUGAAACCACUGGUGCCUCAUGGCAAACAUCGCAGCAGGACAGACUGGGAUACUCAGGAGUGAAGGCAUCACAAAGGAUGGCUGAGAUUGAUGCCGACAGAAUGGAGAAGUACAGGUCUAUAAUCAACAGAGUGGGAGGUAAAUAUGAUAUCGAUCCAGCUCUCAUCGCUGCCAUCAUCUCCAGAGAGUCCAGGGCUGGAAAUCAACUAAAGGAUGGCUGGGGAGAUGGGGGUAACGCCUGGGGACUGAUGCAGGUUGACGUGAAUCCACAAGGAGGUGGACACACUAAACGGGGUGCAUGGGACAGUGAGGAACACCUCUGCCAAGGCACCGAGAUCUUGGUUUAUUUCAUUGGACGGAUCGGCAGCAAAUUUUCUGGCUGGAACACGGAGCAGAAGCUGAAAGGAGGGAUAGCAGCCUACAAUAUGGGGGAUGGAAACGUCGAUUCCUAUGAAAAUGUUGAUGGCAGCACAACAGGUGGAGACUACUCCAACGAUGUGGUUGCCAGAGCUCAGUGGUACAAAACCAAUAAGGGCUAUUAACAGCUGAAGCUGUCCAAAACAUGAACCUGUAAAAAGCCUCUUACAGUUGAUGAUGAUGAUGUGUUCGUGUGUAAACAUCAUGCAAAGCCAAACGUCUGAUGAUAUCUCUGAUUAUUGAGCUGAGAGCUGUCAUCAUUUGCAGAAAGGAGAAAAGUAAUAUUCACUGUGUCCUUGUUUACGAACAAACUGCACUGCUGUUGAUGCUGCUUCAGGAUUGACAUGAUUUACCUAAUACUGUUCUUUUACCACAUUGAUUAUCGCAAUUUGUUUCAAUUGCAAAUGAGAGAUGUAAUAAAGUCCUUGUGUCACUG
This is a messenger RNA of Acanthopagrus latus (yellowfin seabream), 1028 nucleotides long. Its product is annotated as lysozyme g-like. Gene Ontology annotation, molecular function: lysozyme activity. Lineage: Eukaryota; Metazoa; Chordata; Actinopteri; Spariformes; Sparidae. The transcript is spliced from 5 exons. The record is from RefSeq and is a predicted model, not a curated record. Gene Ontology annotation, biological process: peptidoglycan catabolic process. Bases 151 to 717 code for a protein of 188 amino acids.